Molecule: messenger RNA, 762 nt
Organism: Solanum verrucosum
Lineage: Eukaryota; Viridiplantae; Streptophyta; Magnoliopsida; Solanales; Solanaceae
Exons: 4
Coding region: 1-762 (253 amino acids)
Source: RefSeq, a predicted model, not a curated record
AUGGAAGAAAGCUCAAGUUUCUCGGCAAUGGCAUCUCUUGUCUUCAAUAGUGAAAAUUUUCACAUGUGGGCAGUGAGGAUGGAAGCUUAUCUCGAUGCUUUAGAUCUUUGGGAGGCAAUCGAAGAAGACUAUGAAGUUCUCGGAAACCCAACAAUGGCUCAACUAAAAAUUCACAAGGCCAAGAAAACCAGAAAAUCUAAGGCAAAGCAAAGGCCAUCUGGGAUCAUCUCAAGGCAUAAUAUAAAGGAGAUGAUUGUAUCAAAGAAGAUGAAAGAAUCGGAAACCAUUAAAGAAUACUCUGACAGGCUUAUGAGCAUAGCAAACAGAGUAAGAUUACUUGGUUUUGAGUUUAAAGACUCGCGUAUUGUUGGAAAGAUUCUUGUUACUGUAUCAGAAAGAUUUGAAGCCACCAUUACCACUUUGGAGAACACCAAGGAUCUAUCAAAAAUCACUUUGGCGGAAUUAUUGAAUUCCUUGCAGGCUCAAGAACAAAGAAGGGUUAUGAGAGAAUAUCGAAUUAGACAGGGAGCAUUGGCGGGCAAACAUGAAGAGAGUAGAAGAUACAAAAAGAAAAACAAUAAGAAGAACCAUCCAACAAAUGGAGAAGGAGCAGCUCGCUACAACAACAAAAGCAAAGCAGCAAUUAUCUGCAAGAAUAAAUUGCAGCAGCAAGAUACAGACGCCCAUGUUGUUAUUGAACAAGAAGAGGAUCAACUCUUUGUGGCAUCGUGUUUUGCAAGCAAUGUUUCAACUGAGGCUUAG